This is a messenger RNA of Xylaria bambusicola, 1407 nucleotides long. RefSeq lists its product as uncharacterized. NCBI's taxonomy places the organism in Eukaryota, Fungi, Ascomycota, Sordariomycetes, Xylariales, Xylariaceae. Bases 96 to 1112 code for a protein of 338 amino acids. The record is from RefSeq and is a predicted model, not a curated record. The transcript has a single exon.
AGUCUAUUAUUACCUUGACAAACUCGCCUCGCAACAAGAUCUCUUUGUUACCUUCUUACCUGACUACAUCCCGAGAUUUCAGAAACACAAGAAAGAUGGCAUCACAAGCAGCAGCACCACCCUACCACAUCCACGCCAACCGCUCAGAAACAUCCCUAAGAGCGCCAAUACUGCCUCCGUACUCCGAGCACGCAGGUAAAAAUUCACCGUACGACGACAUCGAGCUCGCAAGCCUAUCCGCCUCAACAUCAGCCUCAUCGCACGCCCCAGAGACCUCAACCAUAGCAGGCCCAUCCUCCUCUUCUCCCCCGAUUUUCACCCCAACAAAACAACUCCAGAUCCAAACCCAAGGGAAAAACCUCCUCUCUUUCCCAACACCCACCCGCCCAGACCCAAUCCCAAUCUUCACACUCACGCCCUCAGGACACCUCGACCGCCCACUCUACCUCUCCGUGCGCCCCAACCACCGCUCCGGAUCCAGCUUUCUAACGUACGGCGACGACGAGACGCAAUCGCCUCUAACAACAACAACCUACCGCUUCGGAUUCGGGCCUAGCCGACGUCCCGUCGUAGUCCUGGGAGAUCCGACGCGGAAUCCUCCUCUAUCACGUUCCCACAGCGACUCUCUCUCAGACGACCAAAGUCACGAAGAAGACAGUAACGCCGAUGCCGCAGAACCCCAAGGCUUCGAGAUCGCGGGCAAGAACCUCUUCACCCGCGCGAUCCGCUUCGCGGUGCCCGGUCUAGGCACGUUCGGCUGGCGCUACGGCAACGCCGAGGAGCGCGCCAGUUACGCGGCUGACAGUCUGCUUAUCUGCGAGCUGUACACACCUUCCCCCUCCAACUCCAUCGCAAAAAAAGAAAAAGAAAACACCAAGACCGGCACCCGCAUCGCGCAGCUCGUGCGCAACGAGACCUACCGCAGUCCGGGCUCCAGCCGCUCGUCCGCGGGCAACGGGGGCAGGCUGAUGCUCGAUCUGUCGCCGUUCGAGGAGAAGAGGCGCGAGCGCGUCGAGUGGCUCGUCGUGACUACUGCGGUUUCCGUGCUCAAGCGCGAGGUCGAUAGACGGCGGGCGCAGCAGAUUGCUACUAUUGGGGCUAUUGUCAGCUAAUUGAUAUGUGAAUUAAUUUGGAAGAGAGGAUGGGAUGGUAAUGGGGUUGUUAAUGAUUGUCUUGAGCUUUUUUUUCUUUUCUUUCCCUUUGGUAGAUGGCUACCUGAGUUCUUGAUAUAAUAGACUGUUGCCAGCGAUAAGCCUGUAGACAUGGGCAUUUGAUAUAUGACUAGUGACUGACUGGUGUUUAAGUCCGAUAGUAUCUAGUGAUUAUGUUCCGUAGCUUACCCCUUAUCAAGAGAUCAGCGCGAAGUUGGCUUAUACCAGUAGCAAUUAUCACUUGACGUACUCGAAU